UGACUCCCCCAUGACAGAGCCACCGAUGACAACGCUGAUGCUGCAUGCUGCUUAUGUAACAGUCCUCCGCAGCUGAAGCGCUGCUCUGCUUUCACAUGAGACUGCAUCUUUGAGGAUGCAUGGAACCUGUUUCUGAAUAGCUUGAAGUAUGCAGUAACGUUACCACAAAAUGGAACUAACGUUAGUAAAGUGCGAAUACUUAUUACAUUAGCAACAAUGGCUAGCAGCUAGCUAGUUUAGAGGCUAAAUGCAGUUUAUUGGUUAGUGUUCGUUCUUCAGCUGCUCAACUGUUACUUUAAGCUAGCUCAGCACAAACAGCUAGCGAAGAAAUUGUUAUGUCUGGCAACCUAAAGGCACCGGUACUUCUCUCAGGAGUCGGUGGAGAUCAAAAAAGAGACAACAUGGCUGUGAAAGCUGGACCUACGUUUGCCAGACCAUUACAGGACAUGCAUAUCCAAAGUUUGUCAAAAUAGUUGAAGUGGGGCCAAGAGAUGGACUUCAAAAUGAGAAGGAAAUUGUUCCGACAGGGGUGAAAAUCCAGCUGAUAGACAUGCUCUCAGGGGCCGGCCUGCCUGUGAUCGAGGCCACCAGCUUUGUCUCUUCAAAGUGGGUACCGCAGAUGGCAGACCACAGUGAUGUGCUCAGAGGAAUUCAGAGAGCACCUCAUGUCCAGUACCCUGUUUUGACACCUAACUUGCAAGGCUUCCAGGACGCUGUUGCAGCUGGUGCUACCGAGGUGGCGGUGUUUGGGUCAGCGUCUGAGACCUUCAGCAAAAAAAAUAUUAACUGCUCGAUUGAUGAAAGCAUGCUGAGGUUUGAGGAAGUCAUUAACGCUGCCAGAGAGCGACAGAUUCCAGUGCGAGGAUAUGUCUCUUGUGCCCUUGGGUGCCCCCACGAGGGACACAUUGAACCUUCCAAAGUUGCUGAGGUGGCAAAGCGGUUGUAUGAAAUGGGCUGUUAUGAGAUUUCCUUGGGGGAUACCAUCGGGGUCGGUACGCCAGGUUCCAUGUUUAAGAUGCUGCAGAGUGUGAUGAAGGAGGUGCCCACCAGCGCCCUAGCAGUUCACUGCCAUGACACGUACGGGCAAGCGCUGCCCAACAUCCUGACUGCACUUCAGGAGGUCUGGGGGGGCUUUGUUACAAACCUACUCCUGGCAGGUCUCACAAUGACAACUGUUUUCUUUUGUCUCUGUCCAGGAAAUGUUCAAGCAUCACAGUCAGUAACUCUGUUUUACCAACAUCCAGAGACCUCUAUGGGGGUCUGCGUGGUGGAUUCGGCAGUGGCCGGCCUGGGAGGUUGCCCGUACGCUCAGGGUUCAUCCGGCAACGUUUCAACAGAGGAUGUUCUCUACAUGCUCCAUGGCAUGGAUAUUGAAACCGGUGUGAACAUUGCCAAAGUCAUAGAGGCCGGCGACUUCAUCUGCAGUGCUUUAUGCCGCGAGACAAACUCCAAGGUCGCCCGAGCAAAAGGCCGGACACUGUGAUUCAUUUCUGCAAAGGAAUACACUUACCUGUCUGACUCUGUUCCCUUUAAAGUGCUUCCCCUCUUGUUGCUGCCUUCCGAUUUGUUGCCUAUGCUUCCGUAUUUGAGACGUGUCGGUCAUAGUUUUUGACAUGUUUUCGUCAGAGGUAUCUCAUCCAAAUAAUCUGAAGAAUCAUCAAUUUAGUGUUGUUUUGUGGUCCAAAAUCAGCUCUUUCAGGCUCAGUUGCAUCCCUUUCAGUUAGUUACUACAUUGUGGAGUCUGUUUCUGACUGAAUGAUUGACUGGAUCUGUAACUUUGUGGUUGGCUUAUUUUUUUCUCUGUAUGGUUGGACAUUACAAACGAGAGGUCAUAUUCCCUGGAAAUAACUAGAGGCAGUUAACAGCCAAGACGGAUGUAUUGAACAAUACUCAAUUUUAAAACCUUCCCGUAUUUAGUUUUGGUUUUGACACUGAAUCUCUGUGAAGGUCAGCCACUUCUAUUACUUUGUGUAGCCCAGUGGCCUUACAGCAUAAUACUGUACAAAAGUGAGUUUAGUCCUCUAGACCAGCUGAACUCAAUUUAUUGUCACCUCAGAAACACCCACAUUGAAAAGCAGAGAAAACUGAUUUUAAAAAUAUUGCUUUUUGAAUAUGAAUAUAUUUUAAUGCACUUUACUUCUCCAAAGACCUCUUCAGCUUUUUGAUAUUGGGUGAAUAGCAAUUGGAACAAUAAAUAAAUAGAUAAAUAGAUGAAUCUCAAACUACCACAAAAAUAGCUGUUUAAAAAGAGUCUCUGAAGAAUUCCCGGCCUCAGGUUUUGCCAAAGAUCAAUGCAAAAGUGCCCCUCAAUCAUUUUUUUGUCCUUGAAUAAAAACAACAACAAAAAAAACAAAACUUUUAACCUGACAUAAGCUACUGUACAGGAGGAUUGUCUGUGUGUGUCUGUGUGUGUGUAAAACCAAAUGUGGUUGCAUUUUCUCAUGUCUUUUGAGAUCCUUCUGUGCUUUCUGUAAAUAUAAUAAAACAAUUCAAAAUGGGA
Molecule: messenger RNA, 2500 nt
Organism: Acanthopagrus latus (yellowfin seabream)
Lineage: Eukaryota; Metazoa; Chordata; Actinopteri; Spariformes; Sparidae
Gene: hmgcll1
Product: 3-hydroxymethyl-3-methylglutaryl-CoA lyase-like 1
Exons: 11
Coding region: 551-1483 (310 amino acids)
Biological process (GO): ketone body biosynthetic process; L-leucine catabolic process
Molecular function (GO): hydroxymethylglutaryl-CoA lyase activity
Source: RefSeq, a predicted model, not a curated record